Tyto alba (common barn owl) is the source of this 1900-nucleotide messenger RNA. It is a transcript of the gene DUSP15, whose product is annotated as dual specificity phosphatase 15. Gene Ontology annotation, biological process: protein dephosphorylation; transforming growth factor beta receptor signaling pathway; positive regulation of JNK cascade. The record is from RefSeq and is a predicted model, not a curated record. NCBI's taxonomy places the organism in Eukaryota, Metazoa, Chordata, Aves, Strigiformes, Tytonidae. Gene Ontology annotation, cellular component: cytosol. Gene Ontology annotation, molecular function: protein tyrosine/serine/threonine phosphatase activity. The coding region runs from base 507 to 1154 and encodes 215 amino acids. The transcript is spliced from 7 exons.
GGGCUGGGCAUGCCAGCAGGCGCUUCGCCGCCUGGCCGCACAGACCUCUCUUGAUGGAGCGGGGACAAAGGUUUUGUUCUUCUCCCAACACUGCAGCCUUGUGCGGCCGCGGCGGGCAGCGGCGACAGGCAGCAGCCAGCGCGGCCCCCACGCUCCCACGCCGCGGCGCAGAGGGGGAGCUUCUCCUCCUUUGUCUGCUCCCGGCGAGAGCGGCAGCCGGUGCGCGGCAGCGCCGGAGCAGCCGGGGAAGGGCCUUGGCAGGAGCCGCGGAGGACGGCGGCCGAGGUCCCCUCUGUCCCCGCACGGCCACCGCCAGCUCGGCCUCGCCACGCUGGGAACGAGCCCACCCGCCACGGGCAGAGCCAUCCCGGGGGGAGCCGAGCUCUUCAUGACAGAAACCCAGCCGGGGAGCGUCCGGAGCGGGGACGGCGGCUGCGCCUGGGGACGGGGAGGACGGCAGCAUUUGGGACAAGGACACCCGUGCCCCGUCCCCGCUGCUGCCGGCCAUGGGGAACGGCAUGAGCCAGAUCCUGCCCGGCCUCUACCUUGGGAAUUUCAUCGAUGCCAAAGACCCGGAGCAGCUAAGCCGGAACAAGAUCACCCACAUCGUUUCGAUCCAUGAAUCUCCCCAGCCCUUGCUGCAGGACAUCACCUACCUCCGCAUCCCCUUGCCCGACACCCCCGAGGCCAACAUCAAGAGGCACUUCAAGGAAUGCAUCAGCUUUAUCCACCAGUGUCGCCUGCACGGAGGGAACUGCCUUGUCCACUGCCUCGCCGGCAUCUCCCGCAGCACCACCGUGGUGGUCGCCUACGUCAUGGCUGUCACGGAGCUGAGCUGCCAGGAGGUGCUGGAGGCCAUCCGGACCGUCCGGCCCGUCGCCAACCCCAACCCCGGCUUCAAGCAGCAGCUGGCUGAGUUCGGCGGCGGCGCAGCCCGCAAGGUCCGCAGGCACCUGAAGCAGAGGUAUGGGGCAUCCCCUUUCAACGACGAGGAAGAAAUAAAGGCUUUGCUGCCAGCGGGGAGAGGAGGAUCAUCCAGGACGGAGGGAGCUCUGCAAGGACUGGUCCCAAGAGCCAGAGACAUCAGGAGCACGACUCCCUUCCUGCUGCGGGUGAAGAGGACGUUCUCCUGCAUCCCGGCUUGUCUGAAGUGACCCCAGCCCAGGGAGAGCAGCGAGAAUCACCCAACAGCCUGGGAGAGACGAAGGAGCCGCAGCACAGCGGGCCGGGGCAGCACUGUGCAGGGGAGCCGCGCCAAGCCCAGCUCCUUCUUCUCUUCUGGGGUGUGAGCGUGCCAUCCUCUGUCCUGGCUCGCGGGAUCUGUGCGCGCUGCCGGGCUUCGCAGCGCUCGGUGGGCUCAGCCUCUCCGCAGCCGGCGUUUUGGGGCUGCCCGGUGAAAGUAGCAGGUCGCUGCCCCCCCCAGGUCACCGCAGGCUCCGGCUUGGGGCAGAGUGAUGGAGCUGGGGGGGGGGGGGGGGGGGGGUGUUGCUCCUCCACCAGCAGCAGCUUUAGCACCUGGGGACCCCACUGCGUGGGCCUCGGGGCGCGCAGGGUGCGGGAGAGCCGGUGCUCCCCUCCGAGCGGUUUUCCCACCAGCAGCACAAGCUCCCAGAGCCGAGGCGGCUGCGGAGCGGGGACGCGCGGGUGCUUGAGCCGGUAAAUGCCACCGCACCAGCUCCCAGGCAGGGGUCCAGCUCCAGCCCCGCCAAGCACAAGCCCUGAAGCUUUAGGAGUCCAUCGCACCCCACUCCCACCCAUCCCAGGACACGAUCUUUAGAAAGGUGGGAACUAAGCAUUUAACCUGGCCAGACCUCACUAAAGCAGAGCCUUAAAGCCGUUUCGCUUAAAGACUUUCUAUGUUUUCCCCCCCACCCCCAGUAAUAAACACCUAUUCUCCGUG